UGCUUUGAGAGGCUGGCCCUUUCUAUGGGUGCUGGCGACGCCAGGAAGAUGGUGAAUGUUCCAAAAACCCGCAGAACUUACUGCAAAAAGUGUGGCAAGCACCAGCCCCACAAAGUGACUCAGUAUAAAAAAGGGAAAGAAUCUCUGUAUGCUCAGGGAAAGAGACGAUAUGAUUGCAAACGAAGUAGCUAUAGUGGUCAGACGAAGCCUAUUUUCCACAAGAAGGCCAAGACCACAAAGAAGAUCAUGCUGAGGAUGGAGUGCACUGAGCUGAACUGCAGGUCCAAGAGGAUGCUGGCCAUUAAGAGGUGCAAGCACUUUGAACUUGGAAGAGAUAAGAAGAGAAAGGGCCAAGUCAUCCAGUUCUAGACAUUCAGCUUGUACUUUUGCUAUGGAACCCCUUAAAAGCCAAUGGAAAUGCAAAAAAGACAAAGACAAAA
Molecule: messenger RNA, 440 nt
Organism: Heteronotia binoei (common prickly gecko)
Lineage: Eukaryota; Metazoa; Chordata; Lepidosauria; Squamata; Gekkonidae
Product: large ribosomal subunit protein eL42-like
Exons: 1
Coding region: 25-369 (114 amino acids)
Biological process (GO): translation
Cellular component (GO): cytosolic large ribosomal subunit; ribosome
Molecular function (GO): structural constituent of ribosome
Source: RefSeq, a predicted model, not a curated record